Molecule: messenger RNA, 5476 nt
Organism: Clupea harengus (Atlantic herring)
Lineage: Eukaryota; Metazoa; Chordata; Actinopteri; Clupeiformes; Clupeidae
Product: ephrin type-B receptor 4b-like
Biological process (GO): ephrin receptor signaling pathway; protein phosphorylation; axon guidance
Cellular component (GO): plasma membrane; dendrite
Molecular function (GO): transmembrane-ephrin receptor activity; protein binding; ATP binding
Source: RefSeq, a predicted model, not a curated record
CCACGCUGCUGCCUCAGAUCGCUGCUGCCCCGAGCGCCUAAAGGAGGCACAAAGUUGAAGCUGACUCUCCGUCUUCCGUUUAUGAUUGUUUGUUUGCGGUACGUGUUUACAUUGAGCCGAAAGCACCACGAUUCUAAAAUCGUCUGGGUUUAUACGACGGGGCACUGAAGGACGGAUUACAGACUAGGGCGCAGUGGAUGAUUUAUUCCGAACCGCAGCCGCCUGUUUUAUUUUCUUUCCCCCCAAAAGAAGAGUGGAAUGUGGCGGUCGUGGUGACGGGAAAGAGGAGUCAGAGAGGUUGGUAUCGCUUGGCACGGACUGAAAGGUUUGGAAACAGCGGGGUACCCUGUUCCUCCGAGUGCUGCGGUAUCUUCCUUUACCAGAACCGGCACGAAGACCAGAACCGCUUCCUCCUCCCGCUGGUGUGAGAACGGCACACCGGGACUGGAUUCAGAGACCCUGGGACAAGAGCAACGGGAUAAUAUCACACUCUCCUUACUCUCUCCUCAUCUCGACAUUGCUUCCUAUGUGAAUGGGAAGGAUUCUGAUAAAUUAAGCUACUUUCCUGGACGUAGUAAACAGUAGCCUGUCAGUAUUUAUUUGUUUGGAGUUGCUCUAUGCAUUAUUCAGCAUUUCACUAAUUUAAAAUAUUAUUUAACUAUUAUUGAGUGAGGUUUGGACGGAGAAUAUAUAAGUUAAAAACUCCCUGUGACAUUGAGAAGUUAUGUUUAGCCCAUUCUGACUUUUCGUUCCUCGCGGGAGACAAGUGUCCGAACAGCGCGUAGUCACUGAUGUGGGCAGCGGGGCUUACGGCUGAGACACGGCCUAGCUGACAGGACAGGGUGUGAAGGACACUUUGAAGUUUCGGUUGAGAUUGUACAUUUAAGGAAUCGCUUACCGUCCACGGUUUUUCGCCGGCGUUCGGCUAAACGAGCCCGUGACAGCUGAAAUGGAGCGUGUACUGCGGACCGCUGUCCUCGCGCUAUGGCUCUCACUCACAGGAUUGACCGGACCGUGUACUGCAGAUGAAGAGGUCUUGAUGAACACCAAAUUGGAGACGUCGGAUCUGAGGUGGACAAUCUACCCAUCUGAUGACCCACAGUGGGAGGAGAUGAGCGGGCUGGACGACGAGGGCGUGGGCGUGCGCACCUUCCAGCUGUGCCCGGGCGACAGCGCGUCCAGCCACUGGCUGCGCACCCGUCUGAUCCCGCGGCGCGGCGCCUCGCACGUCUACGUGGAGCUGCGCUUCACCAUGAUGGAGUGCUCCUCGCUGCCCGCGCACACCUACCGCGCCUGCAAGGAGACGUUCAACCUCUACUACUACCAGGCCGACAGCGACGAGGCCACCGCCAUGCACCCAGCCUGGAUGGAGAACCCUUACACCAAGGUGGACACGGUGGCGGCAGACUUCCUGCUGCGGCGCGGCGGCGAACGGCGCUCCAACGUGAAGACGCUGCGUCUGUCGGGCCUGAGCCAGCGGGGCUUCUACCUGGCCUUCCAGGCCCAGGGCGCCUGCAUGGCGCUGCUCUCCGUGCGCGUCUUCUUCAAGAAGUGCCCGGCGCUCACGCGCGCCUUCUCCGCCUUCCCCGAGACGCUGCCCCACAGCCUGGUGCAGCAGUCCACGGGCGCCUGCGUGCCCAAUGCCGCCUCGGCGCCCGACGACAUCAAGCCCCCGCCGCCCCCGCCGACCAUGUUCUGCGGGGAGGACGGGCAGUGGGUGGGGCUGCCGACGACCAGCUGCGCGUGCCAGCCGGGGUACGAGCCCCAGGACGUGGACCUGCACUGCAGAGCAUGUCCUCCGGGUCAGUUUAAGGCAGGCUUUGGGGCGGGGCUUUGUCAGCUUUGCCCCACCUACAGCUACACCAACGGUCCCGGCAACCCUGUGUGUCUCUGUCGCCCUGGAUACUACAGAGCGGAGGGAGACCCAGCUGACACCGCCUGCACAAAGCCCCCCUCGGCCCCACGCAGCAUCAUCACCCAGAUCAACGACACCACCGUGACCCUGGAGUGGAGCGAGCCCAAGGAGCGCGGCGGUCGCGCCGACCUCACCUACGCCGUCCAGUGCCUUCGCUGCAGCACCCCCGCCACCUCUUCCUCUUCCUCCGUCCCCACCUGCGCGCCCUGCGCCGAGGGCGUGAGUUACCGGCCGACUCAGAGCGAGCUGACAGGGCGGCGGGUGGUGGUGAGGGGGCUGCGCCCGCACACCACCUACACCUUCACCGUGCUCGCCCUCAACGGCGUCAGCGCACUGGCACCUGUGCCGCCGGCCAGUGAGACCGUCAACCUCACCACCAGCAGAGAUGUGCCUGUGCCUAUUUCAGACAUCAGGAAGACCAGAGCAACAGAGAGCAGCUUGUCUCUCAGCUGGCCCGUCCCCCACCAACCGCACUACACCGUCCUGGAGUACCAGCUGCGCUACUGCAUGAAGGACCCCAGUGACAUGGGCCAGAGCUGGCAGUACGUCAGCAGCGACAUGAACUCGGCGGUGAUCGGGGACCUGCGGCGAGGGUCGCUGUACGAGGUGCAGGUGCGGGCCAGGACCAUGGCCGGCUACGGACACUUCAGCCAGGCCAGGAGCUUCCGCACCAUGCCCGACGAAGAGGAGUCUCACUCGCGGAUGGUGGUGACCGGCGUGCUGGUUUCCAUGGGGGUUCUCUUCCUGAUCGCAGUGGUGUUCGUCGCCGUCUACUGCUUCCGACGCCACUCCAGAGUGAACGAUCCAGAGAUCAUGGAUAAGAACGGCCAGUACCUCAUGGGGCAAGGAGUCAAGGUGUACAUCGACCCGUUCACGUACGAAGACCCGAACGAGGCCGUGCGUGAGUUCGCCAAGGAGAUCGAUGUGUCCUUCGUCAAGAUCGAAGAAGUCAUUGGAGCAGGUGAAUUUGGCGAGGUGUGUCGCGGGCGGCUAAAGAUCCCCGGCAAGAAGGAGAACUACGUGGCCAUCAAGACACUGAAGGGUGGCUACACGGACAAGCAGAGGCGGGACUUCCUGUCGGAGGCCAGCAUUAUGGGCCAGUUCCAGCACCCCAACAUCAUCCACCUGGAGGGGGUGAUGACAACUAGCUGUCCCGUCAUGAUCCUAACCGAGUACAUGGAGAAUGGAGCCCUCGACUCCUUCCUCAGGCUGAAUGAUGGGCAGUUCACCCCUAUCCAGCUGGUUGGCAUGUUGCGUGGCAUCGCCUCGGGCAUGAAGUACCUGUCGGAGAUGAGCUACGUGCACAGGGACCUGGCGGCGCGCAACAUCCUGGUCAACAGCAACCUGGUGUGCAAGGUGUCCGACUUCGGCCUGUCCCGAUUCCUGCAGGAGAACUCGUCUGACCCCACAUACACCAGCUCACUGGGAGGUAAGAUCCCAAUCCGUUGGACCGCUCCUGAAGCCAUCGCUUUCCGGAAGUUUACCUCGGCCUCCGAUGUCUGGAGCUACGGUAUCGUCAUGUGGGAGGUCAUGUCCUUCGGAGAGAGACCCUACUGGGACAUGAGCAACCAGGACGUGAUUAACGCCAUCGAGCAGGACUACCGUCUACCCCCGCCUCCUGAGUGCCCGUGGGCGCUGCACCAGCUCAUGCUGGACUGCUGGCAGAGGGAGCGCUGCUCGCGCCCGCGCUUCUGCGACCUCGUCUCCGCCCUCGACAAGCUCAUCCGCAACCCCGCAUCGCUCAAGGUCACCGCGCGCCACGGCGACGGGCCGUCUCACCCGCUCCUGGACCAGAGGCCGCCACCGCCGCUGUCCCAGUGUGCAUCUGUGGGGGAGUGGCUGCGGGCCAUAAAGAUGGGGCGCUACGAGGAGAACUUCAUCCAGGCCGGCUUCACCUCCUUCGAGCUGGUGUCACAGAUAUCCACUGAGGAUCUGUUGCGUAUUGGUGUGACUCUUGCCGGCCAUCAGAAGAAGAUUCUCUCCAGCAUUCAGACGCUUCGAGUUCAUGGGAAGGGCCCUAGCACUCUGCGUUACUAAGCAACAAUGUCAUCCCUUCAAACUUCCCGCUUCAUCCAACCCAGCACCCCGGCCUUGCCAUAGCGACUCCAGGACCCUCGCCUUUGUCUGGCCUAUUCACCAGCAGAGAUGACAUCACAAUGCCCCAUCAUCAAUCACUGCCAUUUCCCCCAUACACUUCAUCAGCAGAAGUGAUGACAUCACAACAGCAACAUUUUCAUCCCUUCACCAACCAUUUUUGGAACAUGACAGAAGGUGACAUCAACAUAGCAGCACUGUGUUAUCCAUUCGACAUGGAGUAAAUCUGAUGACAUCACAACAGCCAGCAGUCAAUGUUGCCGCAGCUCUUCUUUUCAGAGUCAUGAAUUCAUCAUGCCAGCAGCCUGCAUUCAACCAAUCACUGUUCAUGAUGCCCCUAGUUAGGACUACAACUUGAAGGUGACAUCACAAUCAAACACAUGCAAUACUGACCUUUCCACUGUGCCACACUAAGUGAUUGGCCAAAGCUCUUAGUGGGAUAUGUAGUUUUUUUUCUGUCCAGCAUUAAAAAACUGGAUUUGGGAAAGAAAGGAAAAGUAACUAAUUGUUGACAGACUAGUAAAGGACACACAAGGAGUGAGAAUGAGAGUGAGAGAGAGAGAGAGAAAGAGAUAUCUCUCUGCGCCUUAUGUCUUUGUCACAUUGCUAGAAGACCACAGUGAUUCAAAAUGGCCGCCACUGAUCCCUGUGGAGGACCUUGUGUUCUUCUGUGGUUUUCCCAUGUCCGAGUUUCCUCCUCCUCUUCCUCUGUGGUUUUCCAAGCAGAUUCUCAUUGACAAGGACCUCAGGACAACACACACACACACACACACACACACACACCUUUAUCUAGAAGAGCACUUUUACCACAUACUUGUAGGCUGUGGGUAUGUAUGUGUGUUUUGUGGUGUGGGUGUGCACACGGAGGAAGCGAUGGCCAAAGAGAGGAAAGGAAGGAGAGCGGGAUCAUGUUUGUCUUCCUCCCCAGGGACAUCAAGGUCUCAUAAAGAUGGAGGCCUGCAAGGCUUUUUCUUCAGGGUUUUUAAAAACAAUAAAGGAAUAUUUUAAAGACGCUUUUUUUUAGCAUCGUCGAGGGAGACAGGUUACUGCGGUUACGCCUCCGGUGGCCCCUAGGGCGGGGCUUUGACAGACGGUGCCUGGAUAAGCCCCCACUUUUGUGAUAAUCCUGUUCCCCCACCUAAGCAUCCAAAUACGAACUGUCCAAUGAACAGCUCUGAACUAUGAACCUUGACAACGCCAUGGCAAUUCAGCCUAUUUGAAUUCUGGGAGUUGAAGAAGGAUCUUCACAUUGAAGGUCUGUUAUUAUAUUAAUAAUUAUUAUUCUAGUCAACCAAGGAUUUUUAAAGAUAAUUUUCUGCCUUUUGUAUGUAAAAAAAACCAUUAAUAUGAAUGAAUCUAUAUUAGUGAGCAAACAGUUGGGAGUUCAAUGAGCCAGGCUUGUACGUCUGGACAGUGUGUAAUCUGUGUGUUUAAUCACAAUAAAGAUUCCUACUGUGGUCCCAGUCA